GGGUAUCUUGUGUUUCCUGAUAGACCCUGACAGUCGGUCAGCUGUUGCAGGAAAGUUUUGACAUAGUUUGAUAGCUUUCUGUACUAUCUAGUGUUUAUUAGAUGUUUUACCUCAUCUGAAGCAAAUUCCCAGCGUGUGUUUUUCGUCGGUGUACUUCAUCGACUUCCAUCCAGUAAAUCACUUCGGUUGACAUCUUUAAUUUGUAAAAGUUCACCGGGACAUUAACUUUUCGGAAUGAGUUUGAACGAGCACUCCUUGCAGGCUCUGUCAUGGAGAAAACUGUACUUGAGUCGAGCAAAGUUAAAAGCCACGAGUCGCACUUCUGCUCUUUUGUCCGGAUUCGCAAUGGUUGCCAUGGUGGAGGUACAGCUGGAGCGAGAAUUUAAGUACCCCCCGGGGCUGCUGAUAGCCUUCAGUGCCUGCACCACAGUCCUGGUUGCAGUCCACCUCUUCGCCCUCAUGGUCAGCACUUGCAUCCUCCCGAAUCUCGAGGCUGUCAGCAAUGUUCACAACCUCAACUCCGUCCACGAGUCUCCCCACGAGCGCAUGCAUCGCCACAUAGAGUUGGCCUGGGCUUUCUCCACAGUCAUCGGCACCCUCCUCUUCCUCACAGAGGUGAUGCUCUUGUGCUGGGUGAAGUUCUUACCCCUCAGAAGCCUUGACGAGCAGAACAGCACUAUAAGUUCAGGGCAGGCUGCAGCCAUCGCUUCCACCUGCAUCAUGGUGCCGUUUGGACUCGUUUUUAUCAUGUUCGCCGUCCACUUUUACCGCACUCUGGUCAGUCACAAAACGGACCGGCAGAUCAAAGAGCUGGAGCAGGUCAUCCAGCUCCAGAGCCAGCUGGACCAUCGGGGUGAGAACGACGACCUGAAGGCCACUAUCCACUAUCCUUGAUUAUAGCCAGUAAGCACGCUACAGCAGCAGACAUUCAACAAUGCCUUUAUUGUGAAAUUCUCUUAUAAAAGCUUUAUUUGUUAUGUAUAACUGUGCACAAAUUAAAGGUGUACUUCCUUGUUUUUAUAUGCCCUAACGUUUAGUUGACGCUUUUGUCCAAAGCAACAUACAAGCACUUCAGUACUGUAGACAUGCCUACAGGAGCAUUUCAGGGUGAAGUAUCUUGCCCAAAGACAUGUUGACAGCAGGGAAUGGGAUCGAACCUCUUGAACCUUGCCACUUUUCUUUCAAUAUUCAUGUAAAACAAAAUUCUUUGUUGAAGCCUGGUAUAAAAUGAUAGUCCUGCUCCUUUUAAUGGUCUAUUUGAGCUGCCACGGUUUAAUCUGUGCUGCUGCGGGCAGACACACUAGUGACUCACCACCACUGCUGCAUGCACCUGUGGCCUUUAUAUCGUCCCAUGGUGGGUUGCAUUGAUUUCACAUGUUCUCACAUUUGUCUGGCUUUAAAUUAGGCUUUGUAGAGAGCAUUACCAGACCUUUAUUUUCAAUGCAGACGUUCAAAAUCAAGGUUUGAGUUAUCUGACUGAAAUAUCAGUUUGAUUUGAAUCACUGUAUACAUGCUUUAAAACCGAAAUUAUGGAACAACUUGCAUGUUUUAAAACGUUUUUUAUAUACAAACAUUCAUACUCAUUGGACUAAUUGGUUGUUUAAUGAGUAAGUAUAAUCAUAUAAUACAAUACAUGCAUAAGAAUCGUGUAGGAACUUUACUACAUGUUUUAGUCUUGAACAAUGUACAUGUUACAAUUUGCUAAACUAGCUUCGAAAAUCAGUUUGCAUUGGAGUCUUAAGAUUUGAGCAAAAAGCAGUUAAGAUCUUUUACAAAACAAAUAGUUACAGUAUAAAUCAACCCAACAGUAUUUGUGUGUAAUCUGAGCCAAAUUUCCACUUCUGAAUAAAGGGUGUUAUUGCAUUACACAUAUUUCUAUAGCACAAUAAAUAGCAGAAUAAAUGUAGGGUACAAAAUAUGAUGAGUUUUCUUGAUUUCCUGCUGCUUUUGUGAACAUACUGUUAUCCAUAAAUGGUAACUAGCUUUAAAAGUAUUGUUGAAUGUAUUGUUACAAAGCAUGCACAUAUUGGAACUGUUGUUUUAGAGUUUGUAUGUUUUUUACUUUUAAUAGUUUACAAACUUGUGUGUUCACAGGUUGUGUGAAUUAGCGUGUGGUGUCUUUGUCCUGUGGCACAUUGUUGAAUAGUUUUACAUGGGUUUGACAAUUUUCUAUACUCUUCUUUAUAUCUACUGUAACGCUGGUACAAAAACACAGUAAGUGCUUAAAUGAAGAAAUAUGCAAAUAUUUUUAGCUGCUGGACGACAAUUCAUUUUGUUCAUAAUACUAUUGCUCAACUGUAAAAUACUGAUAUUAUACCAAGGUAACUCUGGUCAUUUAUCUAAACAUGGUUUGUGCUGAGUUAUGUUUCUGUAGAUCACUAGCGCCCAAUAUUUGCAUUGAAAUUGUUUCCACCUGAUAAUAAUAUCUUCGUGACACAAACCAGAGAGCUAGAAUCCAAAAGGGGUUCAAUCACUAACACACACGUUUAGAAAAUUGGUUGUUACCUUUCUAAAGAUCACUGUUGAUGUUUAUUUUCACACGAAGAAAUAUAUAAAGAAGGUUUUAUCCAGAUAACCUCACACUCUCUGGACACUUCUGAAAGGAAUUACCACAGAUCAAUGCAAAUGAAGGCAUUUUCUUCUGUGGGUCAUUUUGCUGGUUUAUUUAUUUAAUCCAUAUUAAUGUAUAUAGAGAGGUUCCACUGUUUGUGUCGAUGCACAGCUUUUAAAGGGAUUUUUUUCUUUCAGCAAAUAACUGAAUUGUAAGUUUUGCAUAUAUCUGGUGUUUUAAACUUGAGUCAGCAGGACUUUGUUUUUGUUGCCGGUUCGGGAAUAAAACACAUCUGCGAUAA
Gymnodraco acuticeps is the source of this 2852-nucleotide messenger RNA. RefSeq names its product calcium release-activated calcium channel protein 1-like. Gene Ontology annotation, molecular function: store-operated calcium channel activity. NCBI's taxonomy places the organism in Eukaryota, Metazoa, Chordata, Actinopteri, Perciformes, Bathydraconidae. Gene Ontology annotation, cellular component: membrane. Bases 235 to 894 code for a protein of 219 amino acids. Gene Ontology annotation, biological process: store-operated calcium entry. The transcript is spliced from 2 exons. The record is from RefSeq and is a predicted model, not a curated record.